Messenger RNA from Dovyalis caffra, 337 nucleotides. The record is from the annotation of a GenBank genome assembly. NCBI's taxonomy places the organism in Eukaryota, Viridiplantae, Streptophyta, Magnoliopsida, Malpighiales, Salicaceae.
GAAAAUCCAAGUUAAGUAUCCAUUGAGAUCCGCCACCAAAUCCAAGGAUGACAAAGAUAAACCACAACUCUCUCUUUCUUCUUUUGCUUCCAAGAGGUACCAACAUCUCCGAUCAAUUCAAACUCGGUUGUGUUUAUUUUUCGGGGGAAAGCUCGCAUCAACUUUGAGUAAAAGUAUGGGUGUCCUUGAUCUCUUUGGCAAGGACAAAUCUGCUAAGCCACCUAGAAGACUAUCUAUUCCUGCUAAGUCAAUGGCCACAACUCGCUCCGAAACCACCAGCAGGAAACAUCACCCUAAUAUCCGAGUCCGGAACCAAGAGAUCCGCUACAAAAAAUGA